This is a messenger RNA of Ipomoea nil (Japanese morning glory), 803 nucleotides long. RefSeq names its product dehydration-responsive element-binding protein 2A-like. Gene Ontology annotation, molecular function: transcription cis-regulatory region binding; DNA-binding transcription factor activity. The coding region runs from base 60 to 803 and encodes 247 amino acids. The record is from RefSeq and is a predicted model, not a curated record. Gene Ontology annotation, biological process: positive regulation of DNA-templated transcription; response to stress. The transcript has a single exon. NCBI's taxonomy places the organism in Eukaryota, Viridiplantae, Streptophyta, Magnoliopsida, Solanales, Convolvulaceae. Gene Ontology annotation, cellular component: nucleus.
AGAAAAUUCGCGACCACUAUCUGAAAGUAUGCACUGAAAGCUUCGUUGAUUCAGAUAUAAUGGCGGAUGGGGAGAAAAGGAAAUCAAGAAGGCGGCGCAACGGGAGUGAAUCAGUGGAGGAGAUAUUGUUAAGGUGGAAGAAGCUAAACAAUGCGCCGGUGGAGGCCAAUGCUGCUACGAAUACAAUAAACGGAGGGAUUAAGAAACGGGUAAAGUUUCCGGCGAAGGCAUCAAGAAAGGGGUGUAUGGCCGGCAAGGGUGGGCCGGAGAAUUCAGGGUGUACAUACAGAGGAGUUAGGCAGAGGGUUUGGGGAAAAUGGGUUGCUGAGAUCCGGGAACCGGUUUAUACCAGUGAUGAGUAUAAGAGCAAAGGCACCCGCAUUUGGCUCGGCACUUUUCCGACCGCCGGAGAGGCCGCUCUUGCUUAUGAUGAGGCUGCAAGGGUUAUGUAUGGCCCCAACGCCAUUCUUAACUUCCCAGAUUCUCCGGCUUUGGAUAAGAUGUCGGAUUCGAGUAACGAGGUUUAUGCAGCUGAGGAAUCGAAAGAUGUUUUCAUGAAUCCUCAACCACUGGAUUUCAGAUCCUCAACAGAAUGCGGAAGAACAGAUUGUGAUGAGAAUGAGGUUUUCCAUGAUCUCAGAAAACGCGGCGAAAAUAUGGAGUUAUUGCAGAAGGAACAAAUUACAGUUGAUGCAGUUUACAAUACACAAGACGAAGAGGAUUUGGAGGCAGCAUUGUCUCAACUGGUGGAGUCUGAUGAUUUUGAUUUCUCAAGCUUUUUCAAUCUCCUUUUCAGCGAGUAG